Messenger RNA from Meira miltonrushii, 960 nucleotides. RefSeq lists its product as uncharacterized. Gene Ontology annotation, biological process: intra-Golgi vesicle-mediated transport; retrograde vesicle-mediated transport, Golgi to endoplasmic reticulum; endoplasmic reticulum to Golgi vesicle-mediated transport. The transcript has 2 exons. NCBI's taxonomy places the organism in Eukaryota, Fungi, Basidiomycota, Exobasidiomycetes, Exobasidiales, Brachybasidiaceae. Bases 1 to 960 code for a protein of 319 amino acids. Gene Ontology annotation, cellular component: COPI vesicle coat. The record is from RefSeq and is a predicted model, not a curated record. Gene Ontology annotation, molecular function: structural molecule activity; protein binding.
AUGACCAGUGACUCUUUUUUUAUUCAAUCUCUAUUCUAUCAAGGUGCAUAUCAAGCAUGCUUGGAAUUGGUCAGACAAAACAGUUCCGGUCCACCAUCGGAUCCAACAUUUCAACAAAGGUUACUGUACGGUGCCAGAUCAGCAAUCGCAUCGAAUGAUACAUCUUCAGCAUUGGCUCUACUACCUUCUGGAAGUAUCAACACUCCUUCCGCACAAGCAGUUCGAGCAUUGGCAAACUUUGUAGCUGCACAAAAUGCAAACAACUCUGCAAAGAGUGAACAGGCAUUGGAAGAAUUACAAAAUGUCUUAGAUCAAGCAAUCUUUAACGAUCCUUCUGGUCAAACGAUAAGGGUGUGCAUCGGUACCGCUUUGGCACGCAAUAAUGAUCCUGUAGGUGCUUUGGAAGCAUUGGGAAUGGGACAAGCAAACAGUAAAGAGAUCGAAUGCAUCGCAUUGGGUAUCCAUAUCCUAUUGUCCAUUCAUCGUUUGGACUUGGCACAAAAGGAGUACAACGCAGCAAGAGUUUGGGCUGAUGAUUCCUUGUUGAUCCAAUUGAUUGAAGCACACAUUGGCAUCUAUGAAGGUGGAAGGGCAGCACAACAGGCAUACUAUGUAUACGAUGAAUUAGCACAAAAUCCAUCUUACGCCGGAAAGCCAAGUACAGUGCCUUCCUUGACAGGCAAAGCAGUCGCACGAAUUGUUUCAUCGGAAUACGAUGAUGCACAAUCUUCACUCACGCAAGCAACAGAAUUGGACCCAAAAUACGCCGACGCUUUGGCUAAUCAAGUCCCUUUGGCCACUUUGGGAAAGCAGACUGGUCAAAUGGAAGCAUUACAGGAAGCUUUGGCUCAACUACGUUCUGCUGCCCCACAACAUGCUCUUUUGCGGGACUUGAAGGAGAAAGAGAGAUUGUUCGAUGAAGCAUUUGUGCAACACAGAGAAGCAUUGAGCAAUGCAUAA